UAAAAUUAAAUAAAUACUAUACUAAAAAUACACAAAAAUACACAUCUACACACAUACACUAUAUAUACUAUAUAUACUUUGCUUUUGAUGCAGCGGGAAUACAAGGUGCGGCGAGCAACCGUCGAUGAUACCGAUGCAAUUGCCCAUUUGACCUAUGUGCAGAAGGCCAAAAGCUUUGGCAACAAGCGUUCCAAAUAUGGUGACAAUGAUUCGCUAUUCAACAGCUAUCAGACGUUGCGACUGGUUGUCGAGACCAACAAAUUAGUCGGUAACGGGAACGGGAGCGUGGAGGGGGUGGAGGUGGAGGUGGAGGUGGAGAGCAGUGUGGUGGCCUAUGCCGAGUUACGUAAUUAUCCGGCAAUUGGCUCAUUGCCCAGCGACAGCUGGUUGGAAUGGUUGCACGAAAGAUACUGCAUCAACUAUCCCAUAAGCUGGGUGAACACGCUCUUCUUCACCUACGUUGUCUAUGCCGAGGCUCAUCCAAAUACACUGCUUCACAUUCAGCGCGAGGCUUUCUAUAUAGAAAAUCGCAUAAUGUAUUUAAUUGCUGUGAAAAUGCCAGAAUUGGACGACAUUUCUAGUUACUACAGCGAAAACUUUGAAGAUAUGGAAAAGUAUGCCAAGAUCUUCUAUCCACGCGAGUUUAGCAUUCAAACCAACUCGGACACACAGUCCUUAUACAUUGUGCAUCGCUAUAGUUUGCUGUCAAAGAUCAAUUACCGCAAGGCGCUUGCUGAGGACAAUGAUGACAUCGUGGAGAUACAUGAAUGCGAGUUUCCCGAGAUGCGCGCCGAGUUAGGAGAUUUUUAUAUAGCCGAAGAGCUGAUGCGACAUGAUAAGGAGGCCAAGAAUAAUGUGCUGAUUGUCGCCGAGACGGAAAAUGAUCUCAAGGAGCAAACAACGUCUGGCUUUUUGUGGCUCGAGUCGGAGGUUGACAUUCGAUUCUAUGUCAAGAACUACGAGCUGGAAAGUUUUGGCAAUUUAAUCAGUUUCAAUUACACAAAGCCCUAUGGCUUUGAGGUCAUCAACGUUCUCUCAGUGGAGCCAAAGCCAGAGGCGACGCUUUUUACGGCGGAUGCCAUGGAUGAUCUGGAGAGUUCGACGAUUAUUGGAGGCGUGCCACGCAAUGAUAGUGGCACAAGCGUGGCAAGUGCCAGCAUGUUCAAAGUAAGCUCAAUUCAUGGUCAAAUUGUUUAUUCGAAUAAUUCGGAGACACUCAAUAAAUUCUGUUUGGCUGAAGCGAUUUAUUUGAAAUUCAUGUACAUAUUCGAAAAGAUUAUGACAAUCAAGUACUACAUUAGUCAACAUAAGAAGACGAUCAAUCUGUGCUAUAAUAAGGAAAAUCUACAGAAAAACGAGGAUGGCGUGCAGAAGGCUUCAAAUGUUUUUGCGGUCAAAUUUAUCUGCGCUCACAAGGACUUUCCGCUUGAACGUUUGUUCAACUUUCUGUGUGCCAUGUUCUCUGUGUUUCCCGAUCGCGACUAUUGCAUUAUGGCUAUACCAACGAGUACGAAGCCGCUACGCAGUCACCUGGAGGCGUUGAAAUACUUCAUGCCGGUAGCCCAACGACCCAGCGAAAUGAGCAACUUGGAUGAGGUCUACAUAACACAUCGCAGUACAAUCUUUGGCGAAAUUAGCUUGUAUAGGCUGGAAAGAGAGGACGUCGAAACCGUUCAGCGGUUGGCAAUGGAUCUGAAAAUCGACUUCGAGAGCAAGAGCAUAUCGUAUAGCAGCAGUUUCUCCUACAGUUCAAAGGUCAACACGCACGUGCAUACAGACAAUGAAGUGCGAGUCAUUGAGCAGAUCAUGGAGGAUGUGUUGGAGAAUCCGCACAGCGAGUUUGAUGUCUUUACCAUACGAUGCGGCAACUCCAGUAAACCCGCCCAUGAGAAUACGCCCAUUGGCUUUGUGAUCGUGCGGCGUUUCCUUUACCAUCGCGAUCUGUUGCUCCAUUAUCAUCUGCCCAAGGACGAUCAUCAUUUGGAUCAUGAACGCGCUGAGAUCAUCACGUUGAAGUUGCAUCCCCUAUUCAACAAUAGCUGCGAUCUCAUCUUUCGUAGUUUGGCGGGACGCACAAAUUAUUUCGAUUACUAUUUCUUUUGUGGACGGAAAGCUAAUAUAUUCUCGAAUGAUUUGAAAACGCUGAUGAUGCUUGUUGAGCCUCGGCCAAGAAAGAAAAAUGUAUUCAAUACAUUGCCAUCAAUUAUAAAGAGCCCGAAAACAAUUGUGGGACUGCCCAGCUACAAUUACUUUAACGAUCACCUAACCGUCUUUCGUCACAAGCUGAAUCCAUCGAAGUUUUUUGGCAACUCCAAUCGUUUGGUCAUCAUUGGCUUCUCAUCCGAGUGUCGAGCAUUUCUGCGCCAGCUGCUAUUUGUCUGGAACAGUAAAAACCACAAGAACUCGAAGACCUACACUUGCUUGCCCCGCUUGCAGGUGACAGUCAUUGCCGAGCCAGGCAUAGUGGAAGCGGAAUAUGAGUGCACCUUUAUUUGCCCCGAAUGCGCCAAUUCGCGCUCGAAGAGCUGCUUUAUGUUCUACGAGAAUAGUUCUUGCUAUGUGCGGGAUGUGAUUGCUCGCAUGGAUCUCAGAUAUUGGGUGCAAUUCAUCACUGGGCACGUGAACUACAUUGAUCGUGAGAAGAAGUUGGUGCGCAUUAACAAGACCUGCAACGUCGUUUACGAUACUCUGAUGCUGAUGAACAGCGUCAACUUCAAUUUGAAGGACACGCUGCCCUUCGACGAACAGGAACGACGUCCCUAUAAUUUCAUUCAGCUCAAUCAUCGUCUCGAUCGCUUCAUAAUGUUUUACAAGGUUCGAGUGCUCUUGGAGGAGCUUAAGCGUAGCUAUCGCAUCGUUAUCUUUGGCUCCAAUCUGAGCACUUAUGAGUUCAUUGACUUUCUCUUGACACACGGAGUGGAUCCCACGCAUGUGAUUCUUGUGCAGCCUCGCGAGGUGACUCCAUCGGAGGAGGAGCAGAAGUAUAAGAAUCCCAUGGAUGAUACAAAUAUUGGUUACGUACUCGACGAUAUGAUGUCCGAUAUCGAUUUAACCAUUUAUAGAGAUUUAACCUUCUCACAUUGGGUGCAACAUGCCGCUUCUAAUUUCAUACUUGAAGUUGUCUUUACGGACUGCUAUAAGAACGCGUUAAGACUUGAUUGUGAUAUCUUCGUAUCCUUUAGAGUGGGCUAUAUGGAUCCAAUUGUUAAGAAGUGUUUAAUCGAUUCGGAUAUUCAGCUUCGAAAUAAUAAAAUUCUGGUUAACAAGAAGUUUCAGACAAACGAUCCCGAUAUUUAUGCCGUGGGUAAUUUCAUACAGUUCAAUGAGCCCGUAAAUCAUCAAUAUCGUUUUACAAGCGAAAUGGAAACGGCGCAAAAGCUUAUGCACAUUAUGGGUCUGCGUGAGUCGGAGAAACCUUAUGAGGAGAAAUACAUGUAUCCCGCUUUUUUUCGUGCCACUUUGCCCAUGGAUUAUUACAUCACAAAGGUGACGAUGCCAUGUCGUUACCUGUCCAGCUGCGUUGUCAAUUGCAUGAACUGUUCUCUGACCACCUAUUAUCAUAAUACCUUUUGUCGCAUUGGUCUCUCGCAGAAGAUGAUUGUGGAUGAGAUUGUUGUAGUCACCAAACGUUCAUCAAGUCUUGACUAUUUGGAACACUUUUGUGGCAAGCACGAGUCGAUGCUAAACAAUUUAAAGGCCCACCAUAAGAAUGGCGACAUCAAAUGUUUUUUGAAGUUCUUGCAAGAGCCCUGGACAGAACUCUUGAUGCAUGAAGAUUUCGAGGAUCUCCAGGAACAGAAUCGAAAAAUACUCAUGCCUAUGAUAAAAAAUCUUCAAAAUCUUAAGGAUUCGCCGGAGCAACAUCUACAUGAUGUCAACAAGCAUUUUUUGGAACAAAAUCUUCUUGAUUUUGUGCGCGAGAAUCGCAAGGAUUUUAAACAUGAGUUUGCUUUACCCGAGGACUAUGUGGAAGAGAACUUUGGCUAGUUGAAUUUGAAAUUCACAUAGUAGCAGUAUUUU
This is a messenger RNA of Drosophila nasuta, 4020 nucleotides long. RefSeq names its product cilia- and flagella-associated protein 61. The transcript has 14 exons. The record is from RefSeq and is a predicted model, not a curated record. NCBI's taxonomy places the organism in Eukaryota, Metazoa, Arthropoda, Insecta, Diptera, Drosophilidae. Bases 88 to 3987 code for a protein of 1299 amino acids.